ACCCAGCGGACCGUUUUUUUUCCAGACGAUCUUUUGGUUCACUGCUGGAAUUGAGAUGACCGCCGACGGGUAGACAAGCACAGUUUUCCUUGACUGACUUUUUUACAUUUUAGACACUGACGAGACUUUCUUAACAAACUCUUCACUUUUUAAACUGCUGAGGCACCAUUUUCUUCUGUUGUAUACAAGGCCUUGGGCCUCAUUGGUCUAAAAGCAAUGGUACUUAUUCUGGGCAGAAGACUGAACCGGGAGGACUCUGGAGUCCGUGAGUCCCCAGCUGUCAAGCGAAAGGUUUUGGAGAUGGACAACAAGUCCCUCAGUAAUCACGAUGUGUUCGAUUUCUCUUCCGGCCCGUGCCACUCCGAGAGCAUUCUGCAGAUGUUUAACGAGUUCCGUGACGGGCGACUCUUCACAGACGUGGUAAUCAGCGUGGAGGGUCGUGAGUUCCCGUGUCACCGGGCCGUGUUAUCGGCUUGCAGUAGCUACUUCCGUGCAAUGUUCUGCAAUGACCACCGGGAGAGCCGUGAGAUGUUAGUGGAGAUCAACGGCAUCCGUGCUGAGGCAAUGGACACCUUCCUGCAGUACGUCUACACCGGACGUGCCCGCAUCACUACAGAUAAUGUGCAGUUCCUCUUCGAAACCUCUAGCCUCUUCCAGAUCAGCACUCUGCGUGAUGCCUGUGCCAAGUUCUUGGAAGACCAACUUGAUCCUUGCAACUGCCUAGGCAUCCAGCGCUUCGCUGAUGCGCACUCCCUCAAACAGCUGGCCAGCCGCUGCCGCUCUUACGCGCUGCAGAGUUUUACCGAUGUGGCUCAGCACGAAGAAUUCUUGGACCUGCGUAAGGAGGAACUGGAGGAGUACAUUGCCAGUGAUGAGUUAGUCAUUGGAAAAGAGGAGACAGUGUUUGAGGCAGUGAUGCGUUGGGUGUACUACAACAUGGACCACCGCCGAAUCAUGCUUAGAGACCUUCUCACUCACGUCCGCCUGCCCCUGCUGCAUCCAAAUUAUUUUGUGCAGACGGUAGAAGGUGACCAGUUGAUCCAAAAUGCACCAGAGUGCUACCAGCUCCUGCACGAAGCAAGACGCUAUCAUGUCUUGGGCAAUGAAAUGAUGUCACCAAGAACCCGUCCACGCAGGUCUACUGGAUUUUCAGAAGUCAUUGUGGUAGUCGGAGGGUGCGAGAGAAUGGGGGGUUUCAACCUGCCAUAUACCGAAUGCUAUGAUCCUGUAACCGGGGAAUGGAAAUCCUUAGCCAAACUCCCAGAGUUCACCAAGUCAGAAUAUGCUGUGUGUGCCCUCAGGAAUGACAUUCUGGUCUCAGGUGGUAGAAUCAAUAGCAGGGAUGUCUGGAUGUACAACUCUCAGCUCAACAUCUGGAUCAGGGUUGCCUCUUUGAACAAGGGCCGCUGGAGACACAAAAUGGCAGUUUUGUUGGGCAAGGUGUAUGCCGUUGGUGGAUACGAUGGUCAAUCCCGACUAAGCAGCGUCGAAUGCUAUGACUCGUUCUCAAACCGCUGGACCGAGGUGGCACCGAUGAAGGAGGCGGUCAGCUCGCCAGCUGUUGCCAGCUGUGUCAACAAGCUGUUUGUGAUUGGAGGAGGACCUGACGACAACACAUGCUCUGAUAAGGUUCAGUGCUAUGACCCAGAGUCUGACUCCUGGUUGUUAAGGGCCAACAUUCCCAUUGCUAAGCGCUGCAUCACAGCGGUAUCGCUGAACAAUCUCAUUUAUGUUUCUGGAGGUCUGACCAAGUCCAUCUACUGCUAUGACCCCACUGAAGAUUACUGGAUGCAUGUAGUCCACACAUUCAGCAAGCAGGAAAGCUGCGGUAUGUCGGUAUGUAACGGAAAGAUCUAUAUCCUGGGUGGCCGUGGUGAAAACGGAGAAGCGUCAGACACCAUCCUGUGCUAUGACCCGUCCACUGGCAUCAUCACGGGCGUGGCCGCCAUGCCCCGCCCCAUUUCUUAUCACGGCUGCGUCACCAUCCAUCGCUACAAUGAGAAGUUCUACCAUUCAUGACAUUAAAAAGCACACUCGCACAGGGACACGAAUAAACUGAGCCUUACUAUAGAUACCGUAGCAUUACGAUAGAUAAGGUGAGUCCCAAACCCCUCUGUCCACAGUUAACUGACAGUUACACAAUAACCCAUUUCAGUGUACAGCAUAAACAUUUACUCACCCUCACACCGUUCCAAACCCACGCGACUUUUCUUCUAAUGACAACAUAAGAAGAUAUUUUAGCCAAAAUGAAAUUAGACCCCAACUGACUUUCUUUGUGACUUGUAUCUGUUUUCUGCCAGCCUGAUUGACGGAUACAGAUUGUGUGUGGAUUUGCAUAUUUCCAAAUCCGUUACCCAAAUCCGUUUAAACUGAUUGACCGCUGUUAGGCUACGUUUUCUAGCUGGUGUCUGAUCCUCACUUUGUUGUUCCUGAUUAUUAAUUGUUUUUAUUUGUGAUUUGUUUCUUCCACUUCAUUACUAUUAUUGCAUUUUAUUCUAAUGUAUGGUGUAAGUGGUUGUUUUGAGUGGGUGAAUAGUGCGAUUUAUUUGCGUCUGGUGGAUUGCGAUGUAAGUGUGUUUGAAAAGAUUCAGAUGGAUGUGUGCGCGUGAUACAUACACAGAAUAUGCUGGAACCACUUUCUGUUGAGCUCCCAUUUCUAAUGGGGAAAUAGUUCACAAUAUCCAUCAGGCACCAAAAAUGAUCUAAUAUUUCUUUAUGUAUGUAUGCAUGUAUGUAUUUGGGUGAUGCUAAUUGUAUUUAGAAGUAGAAUCUUUUGCUGUAAUGACAUUUAACGAAACACGUUUGCUCUUCGCGUCUAAAAGGAGCUUUACUACAUCGAUUAGCCUCUCCAUUAUUAUUCCGUAUAAUUUAGCGACAUGCUUUCUUGCAUACAAUGUAGAAUACAAGCAGUGACGUCUUGUUUCUAAGUGAAUCAUGUUAUGUUCUUUCACUUUUUAAGUUAUUUAUUCUUUAUACAUGUCUGAAAUCCCCAACAAGGCACUUAAGUCAGUAUAUUACAGUGUCCUGUAUGUAAAUAUGAAUUUGAUAAUCUUACUUCAGGUUUACUGUAUCAGUAAGUGUUUGCAAUGGUGAAGCAUCAGGCCAAAUGGCCAGUUCACACUCUCCGCUCCCAUAAAACUCGUCCUAUUUUGUUCUCACAAUAACCUGAGCUCAGUAUUUGUGUGUACAGUGCAGUGACGUAGCAGCAAAAGAUUGUGUGUUCGUGCACCGGGGAUUCCAAGAGCAGUGAUGUCAGCUCUGUUGCCUGCUUUCGGUUAGCAGGAUUGUUUAGUUUGGUCAGCUGCACGAACAGAACAAUAGAGGACACACGUUGUUUUUUUUUUUUUACUCUGACAAAUGUACAAUGUUAACUGCAAGACCCCUGCGCACAUGCAACAUGCACAUAACACAACAUGGCCUUUCUAGAACUUUUUGGUGUGUAUUUUACGACCGUAUGUUUGUGUAAAUAAAUGGUGUGAGUUUGGUGUCUUUUGGCUACAUAGGCUUGUUUUUUUUCUGAUAACUUUAAGUUGCUAAAAGCCAUAGGCGGAAUGAGUUUCUUUCUUUUUUUUUUAAAUUUUACAAAUGUUUCUUUUUGAAUGGGUCCUUUGGGUAUUGAAUUAUAUGUGCAUGCCAAAAAUUAUUUAACUCGCAUGUCAAAAAAAAAAGUAUGCGCCUUUAGUGCUAAUUAGUGAUGGUUUGGCAGAGGAAAGUGCCAACUUAAGAAAAUAUUACUUAAGUGCAUUAAAAGUAAUUACUAUUUUGUGCCUUGAUACACAUUUGACAACUAGCCAAAGACGUGUGAUCGGUUUUGUCUGUUAGUUCAAGUACAAUAUUGCGAAAGAAUCUGCAAGCCUUUUAUGUCAUCGUUUUAUGUGUAAAACUGUCACUAAAUUCUGAGUACCAGAAAUGUACGAGAGCUUAAUGUGCUGUAUAUGCAUACGUUCUUUCAAUAAAGCUAUUUUUAGUAUGGAUUUGUA
Messenger RNA from Puntigrus tetrazona (Sumatra barb), 3980 nucleotides. It is a transcript of the gene klhl24b, whose product is annotated as kelch-like family member 24b. Gene Ontology annotation, molecular function: protein binding. The coding region runs from base 217 to 2019 and encodes 600 amino acids. NCBI's taxonomy places the organism in Eukaryota, Metazoa, Chordata, Actinopteri, Cypriniformes, Cyprinidae. The record is from RefSeq and is a predicted model, not a curated record. The transcript is spliced from 7 exons.